UAAAGGCCUUGUCGUAAAUUAGCCAUACCAAUCCUCCUCCCCGAAACAAGGUCCUGUAAAACACACGAAGCAGAGGAAAAAGAUAGGCAAAUAGGCAUUGUGGUAGUUAAUUUGCUGACCGAAAUGAGAUUGAAAGAGAAGGAGGGAACAAAUAACACAUUCUCAAGGGUGAGAGUGUCAGAAAAAGUUAUUGUCCCAACAUGAGUGGCUGGUACUUGGACACCCGUAGGAAUUGUGACAAAGACAUUAUAGACUCUUUUAUAACUUGUGUAUUUGUCCAUAGUGCAAGUUAUAUGAUCGGUUGCACCUGUAUCCAAUAUCCAAACAUAGGCUAGUGGUUGAUGGGAAAAUUGAGUACCUGCUGGAUUUGUGACUGACGAUACAAAUGCGGCUGCAUUGUAAGGGGAAGAGGUUGAUAAAUGACCUCCAGAACUUGAUUGUCCAGUGGAUGUUCCAAUUGGAUCGCAGACAUAAGCUUGAAGUUGAUCAUAUUGCUCCCUUGAUAGCCUCAGAUUAGAGAGAGUUCCUGUGAUCCCAGGUGAUCCAGUUGGUGGGAUAGUGACUGCUGAAUGUGCUUGCCCUCGAUAUUGGUUGUUGAAACUGGCUGGUCUGGGAGUAUAAACAGGUGCUAACAUGGCCAUAGGAUCAACAGCCUUGAUCUGCUGGAAACUUCCAACAAACUGCCUCUCAAGUUGCAUUAUUCGAUGGAACACAGAGUCCAUAUCAGCUACAGCUAACCUAAUCCAGCCCAGGACCGUGGUGUUGCAACUGAUCCAAGGCUGAUAUAGAGG
Messenger RNA from Linum tenue, 791 nucleotides. NCBI's taxonomy places the organism in Eukaryota, Viridiplantae, Streptophyta, Magnoliopsida, Malpighiales, Linaceae. The record is from the annotation of a GenBank genome assembly.